AGUUCCUUCACUUCUGUCAUCCCUGACAACCGAGUAAUCAAAGUGAAUGGGGUUACUAGACCAGAUUGAGCAAAAGUUGGUGUAGGAAUAACAGCGAUGGUCAUCGCUUGAUUCGUUUUUUUGAUUGGAUUUUUAAAGCAGAAUGGAUAUAACAGAAAUCUGAAAUGAAAAGGCCCGUAUUUGUUAUCUUAAACCUAUUUAGCCGUAGAUAUUUUGCUGGGAGAAAUCUGAAUGCGCCUGCAACUAAAUAAAAAACAAAAACAUGUUAGCGUUAAGCUAGCUAGUGCUAACCUCGGACUAGCAUGUGUGGAAUAAGAGACGCAAGGACGCAAUGAUGACAAACCUGCUGUAAACCCACGGGCUAUGAGCUCAUUUGAGUCUCAAAACAACUUAACUUCACAUACGAAGAGUAUAUUUAUAUUUUAUCGACCGCUGGGAAACUUCGAAGCUGGCCCGUAAACGCACCAAGAGGCAAUGUCACGGGAUGGAUGGUUAUGAGAUUUAGCAGCCACACAGGAGAACCAUGGAACAGGUUGAGCAACCUACCUCAGAAACAAAAUGCGACGGUCCAGUAGACGUUGCAGCAUCCCAGGAGCCCCUUGUGUUCACAGGAGAUACGGAGGGUCAGUCUUCUCCGCGGACAGACUUGAACCCUGUUCUUGAAGACUCAACAUGGGUGGCAGUGCAGGAGGGUGAGUCCGCAUCCUCAGACUGUGGAGGGAUGUCAGACCUACAGGAGCCAAGCUCUGCAUCAGGUGAGGAGGUGGAGGGCAGUGAGACGUCUGAUGCCACAGGGUUAGAGGUCUCACCCAGCAGCAAGGGAUCGUGGGGGGGCACUCUGCAGAAUGGAGAUGGGACAUCGCAGGAGAGUCCACAACAGAAUAGCGACACUCCUGUAACAGGGCAAAUGUUUCCAGAUCCUUUACAGAACCCUUCUCUCUCGCUGUCAGACCAGUUACGGCUGGGUCGGGAUGACCCCAGUAGUAUGGGCCUGAAUGUUGAGUGCCGCAUAUGUGGGGAUAAAGCCUCAGGAUUUCAUUAUGGAGUUCAUGCUUGUGAAGGCUGCAAGGGGUUUUUCAGACGCACCAUUCGUAUGAAGCUGGAGUAUGAGCGGUGUGAGCGUGCCUGUAAAGUCCAGAAAAAGAGCCGGAACAAAUGCCAGUACUGUCGCUUCCAGAAGUGCCUGGCAUUGGGCAUGUCACAUGAUGCGAUCAGGUACGGACGUAUGCCGGAGGCGGAGAAAAAGAAGCUGGUGGCUGGGCUCCUCGCUGGGGAGAAACAGCAGAACUCUAGUGGAGCUGACCUCAAAACGCUGGCCAAGCAUGUCAACACAUCCUACCUGAGGAACCUCAAUAUGACCAAGAAAAAAGCACGGAGCAUCCUCACGGGCAAGACGAGUUGCACAUCGGUAUGUGCUCCGCUUUCACCUUUUGUGAUCCAUGAUAUGGACUCACUUUGGCAGGCAGAAAACGGGCUGGUCUGGAAUCAGCUUAAUGGAGCACCACCCAACAAAGAGAUCGGGGUCCAUGUCUUCUACCGCUGCCAGUGCACUACAGUUGAAACUGUGCGAGAGCUCACAGAGUUUGCCAAAAACAUCCCUGGCUUUGUGGAUCUCUUCCUUAAUGAUCAGGUAACGCUGUUAAAAUAUGGAGUACAUGAGGCCAUAUUUGCAAUGCUCCCAUCGCUCAUGAAUAAAGACGGGCUUCUGGUGGCCAAUGGGAAGGGCUUUGUGACGAGAGAGUUCCUGCGUAGUCUACGCAAACCUUUCAGUGAGAUCAUGGAGCCCAAAUUUGAGUUUGCGGUAAAAUUUAAUGCUCUGGAGCUGGAUGACAGUGACCUAGCUCUGUUCGUGGCAGCCAUAAUACUGUGCGGAGAUCGUCCCGGGCUGAUGAACGUGAAGCAGGUGGAACAGAUCCAGGAUGGCAUCCUGCAAGCUCUGGACCAACAUCUUCAAGCGCACCACCCUGACUCUCUUCAUCUCUUCCCCAAACUGCUCCAGAAGAUGGCCGACCUCAGACAGCUGGUCACAGAGAACGCCCAACUUGUUCAGAUGAUCAAAAAGACUGAAUCUGAGACCUCCCUCCACCCGCUUUUACAGGAGAUCUAUAAAGACAUGUACUGACAUGCAAGGACCUGACUGAAGAAUGGACUUCAGAUUCCCUCCUGAACAGAGAGAGUGCAUCUUAAUGGCGCUGCGGUGCUGUUUGUUUUAUAAAAUGAAUUUUUGUAAAGGACUUUUACAAUUGUUGACUUUGAAUACUGACAUUUUUCUCUGAUUUUUGCGGAGUGUUUUUUUUUUAAUUUAAACUCAAGGACGCAGAACAUGUAGUUACCGUUUACUACUACUACUACUACUACUACUACUACUACUACCGUCAUGUUAUUCUUCAUUCGCUUGAUGAGGGCUAACACCUUUACAAGUUGUCUUUUCUAUCAUGGUUUUGGUUUGCAAGUGAUAUCUAGUAUGCUUCUUUGAGGAGAUCAGAGCACAGUCAAGCUCCUGUAAUGCCACUUAAUGUAUGUGUUUGUAGGGCUUUUAUUUUGUAGUUCUUCUUUCCUCCUGAUUCUGUUUGAUUAGGUACUUUUACUAAAGUAAAAGCUAGACUCCACACAAAACUGUACAGCAAACAGUUAUAUUAUUUUGGAAUUAUGUUACUUUGUUGAGGGUGUUGUUUUUAGCAUCAGCUGCUACAAAUAUAUAUAUUGUUAUUGAAACUGAAGACAAUUCUGUUUAAUAAUUCACUCUUUGGGGAAAACCUAUGACAGUCUGAUAAUUUCAGCUGUUUGCAAGGAAAUGUUUGUUCACAUGAUAGGUUUAUAAUAAUUAUUCUGUACUGAUCUUUAAGAUCUGGUACCCAGAUGGUACUUGUAUUUUAGCAUACUGUCCGGUACCAGUCUUAAAGUCAUAUUUACUGAUAUGAGAAAAGACAUCACUAAGAUCUCAUUGUCUCUUUAAUAAGCAGUUUUAUUAAAUUAGGUCUUCCAUUAUAUGCUGAUUGAACACACACACACACACACACACACAUAUAUAUGAUUGAAAGCAAGCUGGCUAUGGUUACAUCCAAACUAGAAUAUUAUGGUCAAGUUGAUUUAUAGUACAUAUCUAAACUUAAAUACAGUCUUUCAAUCAGAUGCAUUAAUUAAUUAAUUACUGAAUAAUCAGGUCAUGAUAGUUGUUUGUAUCAGGAUGGAAUGGAUUUUGAGUAAAUACUUGCAUUGUCUUUUAUUGAAGUAACUUGGACACUUCUAAGUUUAAAUGGGGUCUUGUUAAAAACAUUGCUGAAUUAUUUGGGAAUUCAGAGUACACGCAUUAAAAAGCGCUUUUGAUGCUGAAUUACAUUAAUUGGUAUAAUUAUGAUGUGCAACACAUCUACCAUUUCACAUCUAGAAGUCUCAGAGAUAUCUGAGAUUGUCUCUUAUGGCUGAAAUGUGCUUUUCUGAUCUGUUUAUUCAAGACGGUCUGUGAGGAAACUGUCAUGUAGAAACCUGUUACUGUGAAACUAGAGAGCACAAAAAUAUGAAAUGAUUCAAAAAAAUUUUUUUGCUUAUUUUAAAAAUACUUUUUUUGUCAUCUAUUUUCACACCACAUGUUCAACAAUAUAGUUCAACCUUUCCAGUGUGGCCUAUCUAAGCAAUGUCUUGCUUCACUGACAAGAUGCACAAGUGUAAUGAUUUGUGGGAUAUUAUUUGGAUCACAGUAAAACAAUUCCAGACA
Puntigrus tetrazona (Sumatra barb) is the source of this 3715-nucleotide messenger RNA. It is a transcript of the gene ppardb, whose product is annotated as peroxisome proliferator-activated receptor delta b. Bases 524 to 2122 code for a protein of 532 amino acids. Lineage: Eukaryota; Metazoa; Chordata; Actinopteri; Cypriniformes; Cyprinidae. Gene Ontology annotation, biological process: negative regulation of transcription by RNA polymerase II; positive regulation of transcription by RNA polymerase II; regulation of lipid metabolic process. The transcript is spliced from 8 exons. The record is from RefSeq and is a predicted model, not a curated record. Gene Ontology annotation, molecular function: nuclear receptor activity; RNA polymerase II cis-regulatory region sequence-specific DNA binding; zinc ion binding. Gene Ontology annotation, cellular component: nucleus.